This is a messenger RNA of Pseudopipra pipra, 1062 nucleotides long. RefSeq names its product glycine N-acyltransferase-like protein 3. Lineage: Eukaryota; Metazoa; Chordata; Aves; Passeriformes; Pipridae. The record is from RefSeq and is a predicted model, not a curated record. The transcript has 6 exons. Gene Ontology annotation, molecular function: glycine N-acyltransferase activity. Bases 117 to 965 code for a protein of 282 amino acids. Gene Ontology annotation, cellular component: mitochondrion.
AGGGGGCACUCGCUGGCCCGUGACGGCUCGUGGUGGCCCUGGCACCCGCUGUUGUCACCACCCGCCACACAGUCUCCAGGCUCCCGCUCCACAGCUCCAGGACUGUUGCAGGGACCAUGCAGAUCCUGACGAGCCCAGCCCAGCUGCAGCGCCUGGAGGGCAUCCUGAAGAAGAGCCUGCCCCUCGCCCUGCCGGUGUACGGGGCAGUGCUGAACAUAACCCGGGGGAACCCGGGCGACUCCGAGGUGCUGGUGGACAAGUGGCCCGAUUUCGGCGCCGUGCUGGCCCGUCCCAGAGGAGAGGUGCCAGUGAACGACAGCUACUGGAACACGCAGACAGCGUUCUACCGGGAUUUGGGGGCGUACCGGGCGCUGCUGGAGACCCCCGGGUGCCAGCGCUGGGACUCUGCCUUCAUCAUCAUCGGGCUACAGGACGGGGUGACCACGGUGUCGCAGGACCUGGCGAGGGCCAAAGGCGUGGAGCUGGACAUCACCGAGUACUACACCUACAUGCACCCCGACCCCAGCACCAUGCCCGAGCCCCGGCUGGACCCCGGCGUGCGGCUGGGCUCCCUGCUCCCCUCGCACGUGGACCUGCUGAACGAGACGUGGCCCUACGGGGGCAACGCCCGCAGCCGGCGCUACCUGGCCGAGCUUUUGGGGCGCUUCCCCCACGUGUGCGUGCAGGACGGCGCCGGGGAGCCCCUCAGCUGGGUGCUGACCGACCAUUUCGGGACGGGCGCCCACGGCUUCACGCUGCCCGCGCACCGCCGGCGCGGCUACAUGCGGGUGGCACUGACGGUGGCGGCGCGGCGGGCGCAGGCCAGGGGGUUCCCCACCUAUGGGCACACGGCGCUGCAGAACGGGCCCAUGCAGCAGCUGCAGGAGCUGCUGGGCCACCAGCGCCUGCCCGGCAUCUGCCGCUACAUCCUGCACAACCCCGGCGUGGACAAGGACGGGCCCUGAAGCCCCGCCGGCCCCUGCCCGGGGCGGGGGUGUCACCGCCCCGCUGGACAGGGGAGAAAAGCCAGCCCCGAAUUAAAGGGUGUUGUGGGGUCUCUGA